This is a messenger RNA of Saccharomyces kudriavzevii IFO 1802, 1629 nucleotides long. RefSeq names its product serine/threonine protein kinase YCK1 (gene YCK1). The record is from RefSeq and is a predicted model, not a curated record. Gene Ontology annotation, cellular component: nucleus; cytoplasm. NCBI's taxonomy places the organism in Eukaryota, Fungi, Ascomycota, Saccharomycetes, Saccharomycetales, Saccharomycetaceae. Bases 1 to 1629 code for a protein of 542 amino acids. Gene Ontology annotation, molecular function: ATP binding; protein serine/threonine kinase activity. Gene Ontology annotation, biological process: peptidyl-serine phosphorylation; signal transduction; endocytosis. The transcript has a single exon.
AUGUCCAUGCCUAUGGCAAGCACCACCCUAGCAGUUAACAAUCUCACCAACACGAACAUAGGCGCAAACGCUAACAAACACUUUUACCACCAGGCCGUCGAUUCGCCCGCAAGAUCCUCAAUGACCGCCACGACCGCCGCCAACUCCAACGGCAACUCCGCCAGAGAUGACUCUACCAUCGUCGGUCUGCAUUAUAAGAUCGGCAAAAAAAUAGGCGAAGGUUCCUUUGGUGUCCUGUUCGAAGGUACCAAUAUGAUCAACGGCGUGCCUGUCGCCAUCAAAUUCGAGCCCAGGAAAACCGAGGCCCCUCAACUGAGAGAUGAGUACAAGACCUACAAGAUUCUUAAUGGUACGCCGAAUAUCCCGUACGCGUACUACUUCGGUCAGGAAGGCCUGCACAAUAUUUUGGUCAUUGACCUGUUGGGACCCUCUUUGGAAGACCUAUUCGAUUGGUGCGGGAGGAAAUUUUCCGCGAAAACCGUCGUUCAAGUGGCUGUGCAAAUGAUUACUUUGAUCGAAGAUUUGCACGCCCAUGACCUGAUCUAUCGUGACAUUAAGCCGGACAACUUCUUGAUUGGAAGGCCCGGUCAACCCGACGCAAACAACAUCCACUUGAUUGACUUCGGCAUGGCCAAACAGUACCGUGACCCAAAGACCAAGCAGCACAUCCCAUACAGAGAGAAAAAAUCGCUAAGCGGCACCGCCAGAUAUAUGUCCAUCAACACUCAUUUGGGCAGAGAACAAUCCAGAAGAGACGAUAUGGAGGCCCUGGGUCACGUUUUCUUUUAUUUUCUGAGAGGCCACCUGCCUUGGCAGGGCCUAAAGGCACCGAACAAUAAGCAGAAAUACGAAAAAAUCGGUGAAAAGAAAAGGUCUACCAACGUCUACGAUCUAGCUCAAGGUUUGCCUGUACAAUUUGGUAGGUAUCUGGAAAUCGUUAGAAGUCUUUCCUUUGAAGAAUGUCCCGAUUAUGAAGGUUAUAGAAAGCUGCUGCUAUCCGCACUUGAUGAUUUAGGCGAAAAUGCAGACGGCCAAUACGAUUGGAUGAAACUGAAUGACGGCCGUGGCUGGGAUCUGAGUAUAAACAAGAAACCAAAUCUGCAUGGCUACGGCCAUCCAAAUCCCCCAAAUGAAAAAUCAAGAAAGCAUAGGAAUAAACAGCUUCAAAUCCAACAACUCCAACUCCAACAGCAACAACAGCAACAACAGCAACUCCAACAGCAACAGCAACUCCAACAACAACAGCAGCAGGCCCAGAAAAAUGAAGCCGACUUGCGCAAUCCUCAGUAUAAGCCAAAGCUAGACCCUACUUCCUAUGAAGCAUACCAGCAUCAAACCCAGCAGAAGUAUUUGCAAGAGCAACAAAAGAGGCAGCAGCAACAGCAACUACAGGAACAACAACUGCAAGAGCAACACCAGCAACAGCUACAUGCUCCCGGUCAAUCUCAAUCCCAGUCUCAGCCUCAACCUCAGACACAACCUCAAUCUCAGCAAUUUGGUGCCGCUCAUUAUCGGCCACAACAGCAGCCCGCUGCUGCCCUGAGAACUCCUCAACAACAGCUAAAUGAUGAGAGCUCAAGCUUAGCCGCUUCUCACAAGGGGUUUUUCCAGAAAUUGGGUUGUUGCUAA